Molecule: messenger RNA, 3217 nt
Organism: Homo sapiens (human)
Lineage: Eukaryota; Metazoa; Chordata; Mammalia; Primates; Hominidae
Gene: TMEM278
Product: transmembrane protein 278
Exons: 2
Coding region: 258-749 (163 amino acids)
Cellular component (GO): membrane
Source: RefSeq, marked validated
AGAGCACCAGGAGCUGGCUGGGGCUGGAGACUGGCGCUGCUGGAGCUGCAGCUGCCUGGCAGAGGGGAAACUGAGGUGGGGGUGUGGCUCUGGGACAGACAUCAGGGCAGGACCUCCCUAGCCAGGGUCCACGGUCUGGCUGGGGGAUGUGGACUGGCUGCAACGUGGGGCGGGGUUAAAGGUCUUCCAGGGCAGCCCUGGAGAGCACCACUCUGCAUUGAGCACCGCCCGGGCCACAGGCCUGCAGUGGCAGGAGCAUGAGUGAGCAGGGGAGGGAGACGGAGGAGGAGGAGGGGGGAGGUGGUGCUUCCGACACAGCGCCCAUGCUGCCCCGGGGACCUCCCGACCACCAGGCCUCAGCCCUGACGUGCCCAGGGUGGUCGGGGCCCCCGCUGCUGCCCGGCCGGCUGCUGGCCGGGCUCCUGCUGCACCUCCUGCUGCCCGCCGCAGCCUUCCUGCUGGUGCUCCUGCCCGCGGCCGCCGUCGUCUACCUGGGAUUCCUGUGCCACUCGAGGGUCCACCCCGCUCCGGGUCCCCGGUGCCGCGCGCUGUUCUCAGACCGCGGCUCCGCGGCGCUCAUCGUGUUCGGGCUUCUCUCGCUGCCGCCGCUGCUGGUGCUCGCCUCGGCCGUCCGCGCCCGCCUAGCCCGGCGCCUCCGCCCGCUGCUGCCUCCGCCCGCUGGGACCCCCGGACCCCGCCGCCCCCCGGGGCGCCCCGACGAGGACGAGCAACUCUGCGCCUGGGUGUGACCCGGCGGCCGCUGCGAAACCCCGGGAGGCCUCCGAGCUCGCGCGCGACCCCAUCGCGUGGCCCGGCCCGGAAAACUGAGGGUCGCCCCCGCUGCCCCUUCCUGGCUGGGCGCGCAGCGCUCCCGGCUUACGACCCCGGCCUCCCCCGCCCGCAGCCCCGCCCCCGCCACGGAGGGCAGGGGAGGGGAAGAGAGGGGAGGGGAGGGGAAGAGAGGGGAGGGGAGGGGGAGAGAGGGGAGGGGAGGGGAGGGGAAGAGGGGAGGGGAGGGGAAGAGAGGGGAGGGGAGGGGAAGAGAGGGGAGGGGAGGGGAAGAGAGGGGAGGGGAGGGGAAGAGGGGAGGGGAGGGGAGGGGAGGCAAAGAGAGGGGAGGUGAGGGAAAGAGAGGAGAGGGGAGGGGAAGAGAGGGGAGGGAAGGGCAGGGCAGGGCAGAGCCCGGCAGGCAGCCCUCAGAGGAGGGGCGCAGGCCCCAGCCCAAGGCCUCCCGCGCCUGCCCAGGUCCCGGCCUCCAUCGUCCAGGGCUCUGGGGCUCCCAGGGGAGACACCCACGCUCGGCCAAGCCCAGGGUUCCAGAAGCCCAGGGGUGGCGGCAGCCGGGCUCAGCCUAUGGCCAGGCUCGCAUUCAGACAUGCGCCAGCCUCGGUCGGCUCUCUCCGGGAGACACUAAGAUCUCCUCACUGACUUUGGUGUUCCUUGGUCUCACCAGCGCGUCCUAGCUGUGCCGAGCUCACACCCACCCUGUUUGGUGUAAGCCACAGGUCCACAACGUUCAUCAGCUCUGGAAAUCCCUCAACAAUUGUGUCCAGUUUCACCACGAAUUCCUUCUCCAUAUCCUCACCAUUUUCUUUUACCCCCUCAUCAAAUUACUCCCUUCCGUCUAAUCUGCUGAUUAACUCAUUCAUUUUAUCUUAAAUUAUUAUGUUAACAUAUCCAGGCCAGGCACGGUGGCUCACGCCUGUAAUCCCAGCACUUUGGGAAGCCGAGGAGGGCGGAUCACCAGCUCAGGAGAUCCAGAUCAUCCUGGCUAACACGGUGAAACCCCGUCUCUACUAAAAAAUACAGAAAUUAGCUGGGCUUGGUGGCGGGCACCUGUAGUACCAGCUACUCGGGAGGCUGAGGCAGGAGAAUGGCGUGAACCUGGGAGGCAAAGCUUGCAGUGAGCCAAGAUCACGCCACUGCACUCUAGCUUGGGCGAAAGAGCGAGGCUCCGUCUCAAAAAAAAAAAAAAAAAAAAUUAGCUGGGCGUGGUGGUGGGCACCUAUAACCUCAGCUACUUGGGAGGCUGAGGCAGGAGGAUCGCUUGAACCCAGGAGGCAGAGAUUGCAGUGAGCCGAAAUCAUGCCAUUGCACUCCAGCCUGGACAACAAGAGCAAGACUCCAUCUUAAAAACAAACAAAAAAACAACAAAAAAAAUUAGCUGGCCAUGGUGGUGCACACCUGUAGUCCCAGCUACUCAGGAGGCUGAGGCACAAGAAUCAUUUGAACACUGGAGGCAGAGGUUGGAGUGAGCUGAGAGGGUGCCACUGCACUCCAGCCUGGGUGACAAAGUGAAACUCCAUCUCAAAAAAAAAAAAAGGUUAGCAUAUCUAAAAGUUACAUCUGAUUGUGUUUUAGAUUUGUCUGAUUUUUUUUAUGGUCUCUUGAUACAUGCUUGCUUUUUAGAUUACAGUUUCCACUUCUUAAACAUAUUUCAUAUAUAGUUAUUUUAUAUUCUGUACUAAAUAAUUCCAGUGUCCUAGUCUUUGGGGGUCUAAAUCUGUGACUGGUGUUUCUGCCGAUUCUCAUCAGUAGCAUGGUGUUUCUCUGAACGUUUGGUUGUUUAAUUGUCAGCUGUUAUCGGAGACAAUUCUGAGGUCCAACUUGGGGAUGCUUCCCUCCAGAGACUAUUCCCCUUUUCCAGGCGAGACCACCCUCGGCCCCCUCAGUGACCCUUGAGACCCCUGGUUUAAGCAGCCCCUAGGCAGAGAAACAUACUUGUUCCCUGGCCGCAGGCUGGCUCUCUGUCCCUGUGUGUGUCCAGGGAGUUAUCUGCUUUCCCAACCACUUCCCUUCAUCAUCCAGGCCUCCACACUACUCUGUCUGUUUGUUUACUUAGAGACAGAGUCUUGCUCUGCCGCCCAGUCUGAGUGCAGUGGUGAGCUCCUAGCUCUCUGCAGCCUCGCCCUCCCAGGCUCAAGUGAUCCUCCUGCCUCAGCCUCCCAAGUAGCUGUGACUAGAGUGCACCACCACACCCAGCUAAUUUUAAAUUUUUUUGUAGAGACGGGGUCUCAUCAUGUUGCCCAGGCUGGUCUCGAACUCCUAGGCACAAGCAAUCCUCUCGCCUCAGCCUCCUAAAGUGUUGGGAUUACAGGCAUGAGCCACCCCACCUGGCCUUAUUUAUUUUUGCUGUUUAAUUUUGGGGGAGACUCGGAGAUAUUUACUUUCUUGGAAACACAACAGUCUAUUAAAAAUGUACGCUCAUAGUAAUUCA